Molecule: messenger RNA, 5863 nt
Organism: Carassius carassius (crucian carp)
Lineage: Eukaryota; Metazoa; Chordata; Actinopteri; Cypriniformes; Cyprinidae
Product: traf2 and NCK-interacting protein kinase-like
Exons: 31
Coding region: 168-3686 (1172 amino acids)
Biological process (GO): protein phosphorylation
Molecular function (GO): ATP binding; protein kinase activity
Source: RefSeq, a predicted model, not a curated record
UGAGUUGCUCGCUGCGGGGCGAGAGUUCCGUUAUGUCGUUCAGAUCCCAGAUCCCUCGCUAUAGUAGAGUUAGAUGCGCUGUCGAGGAGCUGCAGAUGGGCAGACAUACUGUUCCUCAAACCAUGAUCAGAUAAGAAACUCUGAUACUGGCAGACGAGCUCAUUAAAAUGGCGAGAGACUUCACUACAACGAGUCUGAGUAACAUCGACCUCGCCUCUUUACGGGAUCCGGCGGGGAUCUUCGAGCUCAUCGAGGUGGUGGGCAAUGGGACGUACGGACAGGUGUACAAGGGUCGACAUGUGAAGACAGGACAGCUGGCAGCCAUCAAGGUGAUGGACGUGACGGAGGACGAGGAGGAGGAGAUCAAGCUGGAGAUCAACAUGCUGAAGACUCACUCCCAUCACAGGAACAUAGCCACGUACUACGGUGCGUUCGUGAAGAAGAGUCCUGCGGCUCAGGACGACCAGCUGUGGCUGGUGAUGGAGUACUGCGGUGCCGGCUCCGUCACAGAUCUGCUGAAGAAGACCAAAGGAAGCUGUCUGAAGGAGGACUGGAUCUCCUACAUCUGCAGAGAGGUUCUGAGAGGUCUGUUACACCUGCACUCACAUCAUGUGAUUCAUCGAGAUAUUAAAGGACAGAACGUGCUGCUGACGGAGAACGCUGAGAUCAAGCUGGUGGAUUUUGGCGUCAGCGCUCAGUUGGACAGGACGAUUGGCAGAAGAAACACGUUCAUCGGGACGCCGUACUGGAUGGCACCGGAGGUGAUCGCGUGCGAUGAAAACCCUGACUCCACGUAUGACUACAGAAGCGACGUCUGGUCUCUGGGAAUCACUGCUUUAGAGAUGGCCGAGGGAGUACCACCCUUGUGUGACAUGCAUCCCAUGAGAGCGCUGUUCCUCAUUCCACGAAACCCUCCUCCCAAACUCAAGUCCAAGAAAUGGUCUAAGAAGUUUCAGAUGUUUGUGGACAGCUGUCUGGUAAAGAACUACCUCCAGCGGCCGUCCACAGAGACGCUCCUGCGCCACUCCUUCAUUAAAGACCUUCCCAACGAGCGGCAGGUGCGCAUCACGCUCAAAGACCACCUGGACAGAACCAGGAAGAGGAGGACAGAGAAAGAGGGGACGGAAUAUGAAUACAGUGGCAGUGAAGAUGAAGAAGAUACCAUGAACGAAGAUGAAGGUGAACCCAGCUCUAUAGUCAAUCUUCCUGGAGAGUCCCUGUUGAGACGGGAGUUCCUGCGUCUGCAGCAGGAGACACACACCCAAACACACCUGCUCCAGCAAACACACAACCAGGACAACUACAAGAGACAGCUGCUGGCCGACAGACAGAAGAGGAUCCAGCAGCAGCAGGAGGAGCGCCGCCGCCUCGAAGACAAGCAGGAACGGCUCGUACACCAGACAGGACUCCAGUGGCCCGAGCUCCAGGAGAUGAUAUGGCAGGAAGAGACCGACCUUACUGAGAAAACCAGAAGAAACCACAACAAACAGCCCAGAGACGGUGAUCCUGGACCAGUGGCAGUGAGUGUGUUUGCUGAGCAGCAGGAGCGGAGAGACCAGCCUCGAGACACACGGCACGACGGGGUAAAACACAGCAGCAGCUCAUGUCACACAUGUGACCUGAACCACCUGACCCACGACGACGAUGAUGAUGAUGAUGAUGAUGAUGUUCAGCUGCCAGGUAAACUGCAGUCGCUGGAGGCUCAUCUGGUCAAUCUGAACAAUCUAGCGGUGAGGGCUCCUCAUGUCCAGUCUCGUCUGGGGUCAGGGAGCAGCUCCAGUCCGUGUACUCCAGCGCUGCAGAGAGCGGCCAGACCACCGAGCGGGAGUGUGUGUCCCGGUCCAGAGCUUCAUCACAGCAGCUCCAUGACGGACGUCUCGUCUGCUCCUCUGUCUCCAGCGCUCGAUGAAGUCUUCUUCAGUCUGGACGAGCAGCCGCCCAAGAUUCCAGAGCGCACCACGUCGAGGCUGAGAGAAGUGUUGGUUCCUCACAGAGCGGGGUCCAGGGCUGAAGCUCCUUCUGCCGUCAACAUGUCCUUCAGCUCCAGCAGCAGCUCACAGUCAGGUCUGAGAUCUGUCAGAGUCAGCACAGUCAUUCAGUGUGUGUGUGUGUGUGUGUGUGUGUGCGCGCAUGCUCUGUUUUGUGCAGGUCACUGUGUGCUGGACAGUCCAGCUCUGAUGUCACCGCAGAACCAGGGUUUGGGAAUGAAGUCUCCGUUCAGUCCGUUAAUGAAGCUUGCAGAAUAUUCGUCCUCCAGUGAUGAAGAAGACGAGAGGACCAGGUCUCCGCUGAGUAACGGCAGGCCGCAGUUAUCCAGAGGACAGUCUGCUGAGAUCAUCCUCCAGCCCCAUCACAGCGUCACACAGCAGCAGCAGAGUGCAGCAAAGCCAGCACACAGAGUCCAUCAGAAGCCUACAGGACCUCAGUCCAGCGACAGCUGCUUCCUGCCCGACCUGCUGCACCAGAGCCCCUCAUACCAGCAGACCACAGUCCAGAAUUUAUUCAUUAACCAGGCAGGAAAAAGCACAUCGUCUUCCUCUUCCUCAUUCUCACCUUUCAUUGACCCACGUUUGCUGCAGAUCUCUCCACCUCCGAGUCCACAGGGAUAUGUCCAACUGAACGGCAGGUGCGAGCCGUGUUUCAGACAGCCUCACAGGAAGGGCUCGGUGGUGAACGUUAACCCCACCAACAUCCGUCCUCAGAGCGACGCACCCGAGAUACGCAAAUACAAGAAGAAGUUCAAUGCUGAAAUCCUCUGUGCCAGUCUGUGGGGAGUGAAUCUGCUGGUGGGCACCGAGAGCGGUCUGUGGCUGCUGGACCGCAGUGGUCAGGGUAAAGUUUACUCUCUCAUCAGCCGCAGACGCUUCCAGCAGAUGGACGUGCUGGAGGGGCUGAACGUGCUCAUCACUAUAUCAGGUAAGAAAAACAAGCUGCGGCUGUACUACCUGUCCUGGCUGAGGAAUAAGAUCUUGCGCAAUGAUCCAGAGGUGGAGAAGAAACAGGGCUGGACCUCAGUGGGGGAACUGGAGGGAUGUGUGAGCUAUAAAGUGGUUCGCUAUGAGAAAAUCAAGUUCCUGGUCAUUGCCAUGAGGAGCGCAGUGGAGGUCUACGCCUGGGCUCCCAAACCAUAUCACAAGUUCAUGGCUUUCAAAGCGUUCAGCUCACUGCCUCAGAAGCCCCUCUCGGUCGACCUGACGGUGGAGAAUGGACAGAGGUUAAAGGUCAUCUACGGCUCUCAGUUUGGGUUUCAUGCUAUCGACGUGGACUCGGGGACACCCUUCGAUCUCUACCUGCCCAGUCAUAUCCAAGGUGUGAUCCGGCCGCAUGCCAUCAUCAUCCUCCCCAGCAGCAGUGGGAUGGAGCUGUUGCUGUGUUACGAGGACGAGGGCGUCUAUAUUGACACCUACGGCCGCAUCACCAGGGAGACAGUGCUGCAGUGGGGGGAGAUGCCCGCCUCCGUGGCUUAUCUUCAGUCGAAUCAAGUGAUGGGAUGGGGAGAGAAAGCCAUCGAGCUGAGAUCCGCCCAGACGAGCAGUCUGGAGGGAGUCUUCAUGCACAAGAAGGCCCAGAAGCUCAAGUUCCUGUGUGAGAGAAACGAUAAAGUGUUCUUCGCAGCGAUGCAGUCUGGUGGAAGCAGUCAGAUCUACUUCAUGACGUUGGGACAGAACACUCUCUUCAGCUGGUGAUGGUCACGGUCAUCAGACGGCUGCUGGUCAAACUACAGACCAGCCUUCAAGAGUCAAACUGUCCACUUUCUGUAUUCACAUGUAAACAUUUUAAUAGAAGUUAUAUAUUAUAAACAUAUUGUAUGUAAAAUAGGUGAUAUAUUGUGUUGCGUCUGACAGUGUCAGCAUUUGUCUUGAUCUGUGUGUAAAACAAACCUUUUAAUUUGAACUUUUUAUUACCAUGUCAUGCUGAUAUUUUGUCACUAAUACCUGAUUAUUUUAUUGUAUAAUGAUAACCAUGGCUGGUACACGGUGAAGCCCAUACUAACAGCUAAUUGACUAACUGUCGAACAUUGUAGCAUCUUUUGAGAGAAAUACUGUAGCCGAUUGAGAAUAGAAAUGACUGAUUACUGAUGACUGCAGACAUUCAGCUUCAUUUCACAGGCUUUCCAAGGAAACACUUUUAAUUAUAACUAAUGGCAGUUUAUCUUAAUGUUUUUUGUUUUGUUUUUUAAUUAUAGCUCCCACUGUACUAAAACACAAACAUAACUGGACAAAUGAUCAUGAUAAAAGUUAUCUAAUAAAAGUAGGGAUGUCCCGAGCGUGUUUUUAACUGAUUGAUAUGAGUGGAUACUCAAUAUUCAAUGACCCGGAUCGGAUCAGUGGCACAACAAUUAUACAACUAAUUAUACACAGGUGUUUGCACGCAGAUUAAAUGAUUGAUCUAUGUCUGCAGUCUGAACAUCGCUAUUCGUUUGCUCUGUACAUUUGAGGAUUGUUCUUUGAUUGGCAUCAGUCUUUGCGGCUACUAUUUCUCACACAUUUCUCAGAUGAAGGAGUGUUUUCUGCUGGUUCUGGUUAAUCAGUCUUCAGUAUUGAUUCUUUAGGUACAUUGACAGUUCGACAGAGUCAUGCAUCUGAGCUCAAGUAUAAACACAAAUACAUAAUUCACAUACUUGAAUUCAUGAAAUAAAUGCAUCAGUCACCUCUCUCGUUGAUAGUUUAUGAUUUGAGACUUUCAGAGACAUUCACUGACACUCAAUACAUUUCUGUCACUUAACAGAGUAUUAGUUCAGUGUCACAAGACAGUUCGGAAAGAUUUUCAUUGUUUUUGGAAUGUAGAAAUAAUAGAGUAAAGCAUGGUUGUGUGUGGAAAUCAGCAUAGCAAGUGUGGAGUGAUUUGUGACGCAGGUGACUCUGUUGUUUCUUAGCCUUAAAUGAGGAAAUUAAAUGAAGCAAAGAAAAGCAGCAGGAAGAGGAAGAUGCUCGUAUGAAAGAGAGUUAAAGAAAGUUGAAAUGUGGGAAAUCAGAGUUGUAAAAAGCCAGAGGUGUGGCGUUUGGGAUCAGAUGGCUUGAACUGUCCAUUGAAAUGUUAUAUUUGCACUGAAAACACCCCUGCUUGUGAGGAUGCAAUACUUGUGAUUGUGAACCACGUGCACUUUACAUCGCACGCAUACAGACUAAUUUGCUUAAUACUACUGUUAUAGUUUGACACAUUAUUGAUUUUACUCUUUUAUUAACAAUCAAACUAAAAAUGGCAUGCUAAGGGUUUUAUAGGCUUGAUUUGACACUAGAGAACAGACGUGUGAGCAUUAGUAUUCUGAUGAUUUGCAGCACACUGAAUUCAUCCUGUACUCCAGCAGAGCAUCUCAGUGUAUGGAGACGAGUGUUUGCACACAACAGUAUCAUCACUGAACUCUGUUCUGGAGUGCUUCAGUAGUUUCAUGUAAUCAGGAAUCCACUGGGAGUCUGAUGCUCAGAUCGGCUCUGCUGCUUCAUCUGUUUUGUUACAGCAGAGCAGACAAAGUCUUGUUUUUCUUUUCUCUACCGUGCCCUAAUGUGCCCUGAAUGCCAUCUGGCUCGUGUUGUGUAUGAGACAUCAUGAAUGUAAAAAUCAAACAUUAAAAUGUCUGAGAGUCGGUUUCUGUACUUUCACUUUCAUGCUGUACAUUAACAACAGAGGAUUUUAAUUUAACUCAAAGCUUUCUCUUCUUUGCAAUAGUGUAAUUUGACUGUAUAUUUCCUGUACUGUACAUAUUCCUAAAUACAGUUCAGUAUCAAGCACUGUAGGAAGCACCAUGUACUCCGUUAUGAUCAUCAAAAACUCCUCUUUUAGGUUUCAGUAACAGCACAUUGCAUAUAAAGUGUAAUCUGUGUGUCACAUGAAGGAAUCGAGCCAAAUAAAUGCUUUAAGAAUA